AUGCCAUUCUCAAUACCCCACCACCCCAUCCUGGAUGCUAUACUUUCCUCUUUCUCUUCCUUAACUACCAUGCCAUCCCCAAACCCCUCGAAUACUACCGAUCCACCCCUCAACGAUCCAGAUACCCCCGACGACCAUCCCAAUCCAGACCGAGACUGGACGCUCGUGAUUAAUUCAGACUCCGACAAUGACUACGAUUCCAACGAAGACACCACCACCACCACCACCACCACCACCACCACCACCACCACCACGAGCAGUCAAGACCCUCACCCGCAAUGUGAUAUAAUAAUCCUCCGAAUCCCAUCCACCUCGGGGGUAUUUAUCUUUGACACGGGUGUAGAUGAUCCAUUCUCUCAUGAUGUGGAGGGGAGGAUGGAAUGGCCGAUGUCUCCACCGGAAUUAGAUCCCGACGUGAGAAUCGAUGGAGAUGUCACUCCUCAUGAGAUAGAAGAAAGCCGGAAUGGUUCUUUCGAACUGAACAAUCCGAACACGGGAUUCGGGGUGGAUUUACACUAUCCGGAUGGACCCCUCAAUCAAGGGGGCGAAGGUGAAGAAUGGAGACCAUCAUCGACAUCGGAUCCCACUUUGGAUGUUUCUUCAGAGGUGGAGGUGGGAAACUCGGGGUAUUCGUCCAUGAGCAGCUCGCUUUUGGAGUUUGCUAUGUGGCGGGAUUCGGCACCGAUGCCGGAGUAUAUUCCUGAUGGGGAGUCGGAUUUGAUGGAUGGUAGUUGGGGUGGGGAGAUGAGUGUGGAUGAGGAUGGGGAUAGUGAUCUGGAGAGUUUUUAUUCUUGUGAGGGGGGGGUCAGUGAGGUGUGCGGAGAUUUAGUGAUGCUGGAUACGGUAUAUGAGAUGGAUAUGUGA
Aspergillus ibericus CBS 121593 is the source of this 864-nucleotide messenger RNA. RefSeq lists its product as uncharacterized. The transcript has a single exon. Bases 1 to 864 code for a protein of 287 amino acids. Lineage: Eukaryota; Fungi; Ascomycota; Eurotiomycetes; Eurotiales; Aspergillaceae. The record is from RefSeq and is a predicted model, not a curated record.